AUGUAAACAUGGGGGAUGGGAGAAUCCUCUCCAACAGGAAACUACACACUUGCGUCUCCAUUAAACUGGAGGCAGAGUGGCUCAGAAUCAGGAAACCAGACUCCUUGUUUUAAGCGGAAGUUUUUUUUUAAAAGCAAAAUGGAAAAUAUUUGGUAUCUCUGGAUCUCCAGCAUCCUCCUGCCUUGGUCUGCAGUAUCUGGACAUCCUUGUAACAUUGAUAAAAUGGGACAGGCUGCCUGCAGUGGAAAGAGCCUUCUCCAUCCUCCCAAAUUUCUUCCCAUGCACAUUACCAUUCUAGAUCUAUCUUUCAAUUCUCUGACAAUGCCCAGGCAUGGACCUUUUCUGAGAAGCUUUCCUUCCUUACAUUCCCUAAAUCUUUCCAGCAACAGCAUUCCUACUCUUUCCUCCUCUCUGUUCUGCAACCUUGGUGCUCUUCGCCUUUUGGACCUAAGCAGCUGUGGCAUUUCAUAUGUGCAUCGAAGGAGCUUCCGAGGUUUGAAAAGCCUUCACUCUCUACAUCUGAACAACAACAAACUUCAAUCUCUGGACCUCUCCAUUUUUCCUGCCUCUGGAAUCCUUGUCCAUCUGGAUCUGCAAAACAAUGAACUGCCCUGUGGACAUGAACUUGUGCAAUUAAAUGUGCAAAGAAUCCAUCAUAUCAAACUUCAGGGGAACAUUUCAGUGUGCAGUGAUUCCCUAACACCUUUCCAACAAGCAGUGCCAGAAAAAGAACUCCAGAUUCAAGAAAUCAGACCUUCAGAUUAUGAGACUGUGAGCCACAGAAGAAAACUUCAGUUCCUUCAUAUUGUGUCUACGAAGAACCCAUCAUCACUAGAAAAUGCUACAGCAGCUAUUACCACCCCUUCUACUCAAACAGCUGGGAAAAACUGGAUUUACUUUGCUGGUUUUGUGCUUUUGGCUAUCACCAUCUCUCUCCUGAUUGCAUUGAUUGUCAAAUGCAAAUUGCUCCACAAAAAGCACGCCAGCUAUCAUCAUCAACGGUUGCCCGAUUCUCGCUCCAUUGGAAGCAGCCAUAUUGAGGAAAGAGACAUGGACAUGACGUAUGGGAGGAACCAACCAGCUUCUGAGUGCUAUCCAGAGGAUGAUGAUGGUUUUAUAGAAGAUAACUAUAUUGUGCCCAAUCAAGACUUGAAGGAGGAAGAGGAGGAUCUGGAGUUGGAACCUCAUUUCAAAAUUGGAAUACCCUUUUAGGAACAGAGUUCAGUUUGUUAUAUGCUCCAGUUUGUUCAUAGGGCCUAUUUCAUUUUAGAGGUUCCUGAUACUUUCAUUAUAAUAAGCCCAAAGGCAAAUUUGACUCUGGGCAAAAAGGUCAGCUGCAUGCCUGCAGUGGUUAGAGCUUAGUACGUUUUCCUGAACAUUAGUCAAGUGGAAGUCUUGAGUUCUCUCUUACACACUCAACCCUUUCUUUUGCUUGUGCACACACACCCAGAAAGACACUUGGUUCCUUCGUAUGUACUUGUUUUUCUUGUAUACAUACAUCAACCACAAUUAUUUAGAGCUUACAUUAGAACUGGUGGAGGUUUCGAAAGAGUCUGUUUGGAGCAUAGGAAAUAAUGUUUCAAAUGAACUGCGGCAUUUGAGAAGAGCAGUUUUUCCUUCAUGACCGUCCCUAAAACCCCACCUGUGCCUUAACAGCAACUGAUCUUUUUUUUAAAGCUUGAUUGCUAUGUGGGUUAAGGAAAAACUAUUUCCAAGCAGCUGAUGGGAAGGACUUUCCCCCUGGGCUGCAUUAACCAUCUUCCAUAAAUGCUAUGCAUCUCAAUGGAGAAGUUUUCCCAACUUAUCACAGCUAGUGAGUGCUACCUGUGGGUGUGGGAAGCGUAAAUGAUUGCCACAA
Messenger RNA from Pseudonaja textilis, 1858 nucleotides. The record is from RefSeq and is a predicted model, not a curated record. Lineage: Eukaryota; Metazoa; Chordata; Lepidosauria; Squamata; Elapidae.